AUUUAUUUGUGGUUGCUAAUUCCAUUGUGCCAAACGUCUUCAAGUAAUGCAUGUCCCGAGGAGAAAUAACUUCUAGAGCAGUUUUAUCAAGACCCAAAGAAUCAACAGCGAAUUUAGACGAAUUUAGAGUAUGUUGCGCAUGUUUUUCACCCAAAUCACAACAUUUGAUUCACGAAAGAAACGUUAUAAUUUAAAAUUGUUUAAAUAAAUGGCUCAGGGCUGGAUCUAGACUGAUUCAACUGAUUCUUUGGACUUUAGACUGAUUCGAGGCCUUUGCUUGCUUUAGCGUGUGAUCUCUUGUACACAUCUCUCGAACCGAAAUCUUGAAAUAAAAAGCAAAGCAUGGCUUCACAAAAUGCAGACGUUUCUCGUAAAGAGCCUGUCUGCCGAAAGAAGGAGUGUUAUCCUUUUGAUUAUGGUGUAGAAUUUCAUCGAAUUCAGAUCCCUAGAAGUUGGAAUUAAUGAUGAAAGUGUGGCGACCGGACGAUAGCUCUUCCGAAUUCUCUAUGAGUAAUGGCAAUGGAAAGUGGUCGCCUUCAUGCAAGAUUACGGAAAUGUUCUAUUGUAUAACGGCUGCCAUAGACGGCGAUAAACAAGUAACUCUGAUAAGACUUAACGCCCGUCUGCCUGCUCAGCGUGCAUCAGGCAAAUUACACUUCAAUCGGAGAAACGUCCGGGAAAUGUUAAGUAACCACAAGAAUGUGAAUGCAAGUGCAGAGGCUCAAGAGGCAAAAAAUAUAUGUAUCCAAUGGCAAAGACGAAAACCUGAAUGGUGCAAAAGACAACUUGGUGGGCGACAGCGGCAUGCGCAGGAGAUACGAGAUCGUCAACUUGCUAUCGACGAGGCCUUUAAAUACCCUAGCCCUUACGAGAACGAAGACCAAGAUUCCAAGAAUCAGACAUCCGUUAAAUAACUUUAGAUUAUGCUUUUACAGAACUAAGGGUAUACGGGGGUAGAUGUUCUCAAUAUAUGUUAUAUUUUUGUGGAAUAAACAAUGUGUUUAUCCAUA
This is a messenger RNA of Nematostella vectensis (starlet sea anemone), 1010 nucleotides long. RefSeq lists its product as uncharacterized. The transcript is spliced from 4 exons. The record is from RefSeq and is a predicted model, not a curated record. Lineage: Eukaryota; Metazoa; Cnidaria; Anthozoa; Actiniaria; Edwardsiidae. The coding region runs from base 462 to 914 and encodes 150 amino acids.